Molecule: messenger RNA, 624 nt
Organism: Macroventuria anomochaeta
Lineage: Eukaryota; Fungi; Ascomycota; Dothideomycetes; Pleosporales; Didymellaceae
Exons: 2
Coding region: 1-624 (207 amino acids)
Biological process (GO): proteolysis
Molecular function (GO): metallopeptidase activity
Source: RefSeq, a predicted model, not a curated record
AUGUCUUGCAAACACACUUACUUGCGCUUGAACCUUUUACCAUUCGCGGAAUUGGCGGGUUUCAAAGACUGGCUACCCAUGAAGUCGCGGAAUACGAUGACAGACACAAGACGAAUUUCUCUCUUUGUCGCCCGUGUACCGCAAGCAAGCAAAGAAAUGGACUUCAUGCGCGAGUGGAUAGUGCCUCAUCUGGACGAGGCCCCCACGACCCAGCUAUCUAGCCUAGACACUGAGUUGUUUGUUGAAUACUUCAGAGCAUUUUACCACGGAAUGGACCUCCGGAUCCUGCCAAAUAAAUUUUCCUGGACGUCGUGGGACAAAUCUAUCUACCCAAACCGCCGAGCAAACCUUCCUAAACAUGUGGGUCUCACCGACAGCAAUCAGUCAACGACACGAAUCCGAGUUCGCAGCGUCGCACACAAGUCCAUCACUGCCCAACUCAACCUUAAUGGCAUUCUCGAUACCGCAAUUUCAAUACUGCCUGCUGACGCGUAUGCUCUACGCCUGUUAGUAGACCAUGACAUCUACGAAAACGAUGACGAUGACUUCUGUUGUGGCGUGCGUAUGGAGGAAGCCGCGUUGCUGCGGUUCAAACAGCGCGCUACAACCCGCUACUUGACGUAA